UACGGUCGCUGCCGGUGAUUGGAGCAACAAAAGCAAAGGAAAGGAGAGAGAGAGUGACAGAAAGAGAGGGAGAGAGAGCAGUCAGUGUCCCUUCAUCGCGGCGGACAGUCCAGCGGCACGCAGCCAGGUGAGUGAAGCGGCAAACUGCGGUGUGAAAGCCGGGGAGAAUACCUGCGGCGCUCACCCCCUCCCCGCCCCCCGCGCUGCUUCUGCUGCUGCUCCCGAAUUCAUCCACUGCUUCGCGAGGCUGAACCUUGUCACUGAGAUGAAAUAAGGAGGUGCUGGUGGUGUCAGAUGUGAAUGUCCUCCCUGAUCUCUCGCUCAUCCACUGAAUUGUGCACUUCAGUACAGAGAGCAGCUGCAGAAAUAAGGACAGCAACUUGAUUUCAGGCCAACUGAUGAGCUGUGAGCAAGAGCAUCUGAGGGGUAACCAGGACACACCGGCACCCCCGGACCCAUCCAUGGCCCAGGCGUAUCCAUCAGCCCAGUUUGCCCCCGCUCCCCAGAACGGCAUUCCAGCUGAGUUUACAGCUUCACACCCACAUCCGCAUCCACACUCCCACCCACAUCCACACCAGCACCCAGCAGCACCACAGGACUACACCGGGGUCCAGGCCUCCGUCAGUGAACAUCAACUCAACAUGUACCAGUCCUCGCAGAGCCACAGUGAGCAGGGCGGGUCAGACUCUGGCAGUCAGACGGUCACCGGCACAGCCACACAGACAGAUGAUGCCGCCCAGACAGACAGUCAGCCCCCAACACAGACUGUACCUGAAAGCACAGAUAGCAAGGCCCAACCCAAGAGACUUCAUGUCUCCAACAUCCCCUUCAGGUUCAGAGACCCAGAUCUCAGGCAAAUGUUUGGCCAAUUUGGCAAAAUCUUAGAUGUGGAAAUCAUCUUCAACGAGCGUGGUUCAAAGGGUUUUGGGUUCGUAACGUUCGAGCAUAGCGUGGAUGCCGACAGGGCCAGAGAGAAAUUACAUGGCACCGUGGUAGAAGGUCGUAAAAUAGAGGUCAACAAUGCAACAGCCCGAGUAAUGACAAAUAAGAAGACUGUCAACCCAUAUGCAAAUGGCUGGAAGUUAAAUCCAGUGGUCAGCGCUGUCUACAGCCCAGAAUUCUAUGCAGUACCAGGUUUUCCCUACCCAGCAGCCAGUGCAGCAGCAGCGUACAGAGGAGCCCACCUACGGGGUCGAGGACGAACCGUAUACAACACAUUCAGGGCGGCCGCUCCGCCUCCCCACAUCCCAGCUUAUGGAGGUGUUGUUUACCAGGAUGGAUUUUAUGGUGCAGAUAUUUAUGGUGGUUACGCUGCCUACAGAUAUGCCCAGCCUACUGCUGCCACAGCUGCUGCAUACAGUGACAGUUACGGACGAGUAUAUGCUGCCGACCCCUACAACCACACACUCACUCCAGCAGCCACAUACAGCGUUGGUGCCAUGAACGCGUUCGCUCCACUGACAGAUGCCAAAACUCGGAGCCAUGCUGACGACGUGGGGCUGGUGCUGUCCUCUCUCCAGGCCAGUAUAUACCGGGGAGGCUACAGUCGCUUCGCACCCUAUUAGCAACACCUCCAACCUAUACUCAACCUUCCAACAGGACAGAAAGAAAGUGUGUGUGCGCGUGAGUGUGUGAGCGAAUGAGAGAGAACGAAUUAUCAGAGGAGAGACGUUACUGAGACCCGGGUAUUGCAAUACAUGCAGUUUGUGCAUCAUUUCAGCAUCUCCUAAGAGAGAAGUACAAAAAAAAAAAAAAAAAGAAGAAGAAGAAUAAAAUGACAGCUGAUAUUUUUCAUCUUAUACCUCAGAUAUUUUGUGCUGUGUAUUUUGAUAUUGUGGGUUUUUAAUUUCUAAAGAUUUAAACAUAGAUUAUCAGCUGUAGAGGUUUUUCCAUGGUACUAAUAGAGAGCUGCUAGAGUAAUGAUUAGGACACAGAGGAAAUAUUUAUCAGACUCAAAUUGUUAGGGCUUGUAUAGAACUCCAACCCUGUAAGAUAAGUCAUAGUCACAUUUUUGGGGUUUUUAUGUUUUCUAAAAGUGUUUAAGUGACUAUGCCAGUCAAGUGUUGUUCUUUUACUUCUCUCAGCUUCCUUGGCACUUCCUCUGUCAAUUAGUGAUAGAUUUUUUUUUUUUCCCUUUGGUUUGGGAGGAAGUAAAAAAGACUUGGAAACAUGAACAGAGACAAAAAUGUCUUGUCUGAACUUUUGGGGGCAGGAUGGCUAAGUUAAAGAAGCUGAGAGCAGCAAUGAUUGCUAUUUGUCCAACAUCUUGAAAUUAUGACUUUUUAUCAGCUAACAGCUGUUUACUUGUGACUGCAAUUUUACUGUUACAGGCUCAUAAUUGUUUUUGCCACCCCAAGAUAAUAAUCUUUUCUUAAGAUAAAAUCCUGUGUAGUAUCUGCAUAGUCAUCCCAAUUGGUUGUAUUCUAGCCAAACUGCAGCACAAGGUUGUCUUGUGUUUGUUUCAUAACAUGCAAAAUUGCUUUGGUCUGCUGUGCAUGUUGUUUAGCCUGCUGUAUAGAUAACAGAUAUUUUUUUUCUUACACGGUUAAGCAGCUCAUGUUCUGAUCACUGCAUAUAUGACACCAAAACACAGCCAUUAACGUUAAGCAAAAACUCAUUGUGUUCCUUCUUAUCUGAUCCUAUUACCAUAACAACCUACAACAACAGUUCCUGUGGCUACAUUGAUUAGACAGGCUAAUAAUAACUGCUCAUAAUUACAAGAUAAACAUCUCGUAAUUAUAAGAUACUAAGUCAUAACCACAAGAUGAAGCCUCCUGCUCUUUUUUCCCUUUGGUGAAUGCAAUGUGUUUUUGUAAUAACAAGAUUCCUUGUUAUAACAAAAUGUUUCUCUUGUUAUAAUGACAAAAAUGCAACAAGUUGUGUCUCUAAUGAUGGCAUUUCUGCUCUUUAAUAAGUUUUCUUGAGACAAUGAUUGCAAAAUGAAAUAACAACAACAAUUACUAACAUUCAAAGCUGCUCUCAGACAUGUAGUGUAGUUUUCUUUUUAGGGAGAGAAUGUUGUGAGUCAGCACGUUAUGCAGGCUGUAGAUUUAUUGACUAGAUAAUGAGGUUAUAUCUUACAUCACUUCAAGCCAAAGGUUCUAGUGGACAUACGUAUCUGGCGUGUUUAUGUGUAUAGUCAAGAUUCUACGUAGAUAUGAAUAAUGAGAUAAGUUUAAAAAAAAGGGAUUGCCAUGGCAACUAAACUGUUGAACCAUUUAAUUGCUUAGUCCACAUGCUGAGUUAUGAAAAAGAAUUAGAGCCAGGUUAAAACACACACAGACACACACACACACACACACACACACAAAUAAAAUAAAACUUAAAAAAAGAUUAAUUGAGGUCUGAGGUACAAACUGGUUCCCAGGAAAGAGAGUCAAACUUUAAUCACAGAAUUCUGACUUAGAAUUUGAAGAUUAAAUGUUCUGUGGCACUAAUCCUCUUCCGUACUGAGCAUUGUUGUCCAUCCAGAAGUAGAUGUUUUUUAUAUAAACUUCCAGUAUAUUCAUUGGUAUAAUUGAUGAUUUUUAUAUUACAGGAGAGAUUUAAAAAAUAUAUAUAGCAGUAGCCAAAGCCACUGCAUCUAUUUUAUCAUUUUGUUAAUUUAGUGUUGCCUUUGUUUUUGUUUUGGUUUCCUUUUUUCUUUCAUAAUUAAAAUUUAUGGGGGGUAAAGUAUAAUAUUCCAACAAUGUAUUAUAUUUGAACUGUGCAGUGAAGAUGUUCUCUUAUAUGAAAUACACAAUGGUAUAAUGUUUUAGAUUUAGAUGAGUAGAUCAGUUGUUAGGGCAAGCUAUUUCAUUUUCUAUCAAAUCAUAUUCUGAUUUUUAUUAACUCUUUUCAAAUAAUGUAUUCACAAUGUAGAUACAUGUUUUUUUUCUCUUUUUUUUGUCAACUGUACCAUUUUGCACAUUGUAAUUUUCACAUAAACCUGAGACAUAUCAGUGCCGUAGUUGUAAUUUUUCUUAACUUUUUUUUUAUCUGUUCUGAAAUUUCUGAUUUUCUCUCUUUCCUCUCAUGUUGAUCUUAAUGUAACAUCCUGUCUGUUAUUUUCUAGAAUUCAAACUUUACUCUUUGAAAAUUAUCUGUUUGAAUAUUACAAUACUAAAUACAUAUGGGAAAUAAAUGAUUUGUGAACAGGCUAACCUAUGAUGUAAAUAGAAAUUAAUGGAAUAAAUCUGUAGUGUAUUUGAAAAGCGCUACACGGGCAAGAGGAGCUCGGCUAUGGCUGCAUUGCAAGUCAGCCUAUGGGCCGCUUCCUGUGCCACAUUCUGUUUACAACUAUUCCCAAUUAGUGGUGUCGUUACAUAUCUCUCUUUUGUAUUUAUAACAAAUUAGAUAGGAAAAACUCUCAGAUGCAUCACAUUAUAAAGAAGGCAGCAGUAAGAGCCUCAGUGCCAUUUGGCCCUGCUGGUUCAAACCGUCGUCUAUGUGCUGUGUGUGAGGACCAUCGGUCAGAAACUGGAAGACUCAUAGUCCUCACUAUGCUGAAUGUCUGACUCCGCAACUACUUUAUCCAAGCUCUGCUUCCAGUAGGUGUUGUGGUUCAAAACAAGGCUUCCUACUUCCUACUCAUUGUAUGUGCAUGUACUAUGGUUCUUCCACUAAUCAAUAACCAUCAAUAAAGUUUUGUUUUCUCAA
This is a messenger RNA of Lates calcarifer (barramundi perch), 4638 nucleotides long. RefSeq names its product RNA binding fox-1 homolog 1 (gene rbfox1). The record is from RefSeq and is a predicted model, not a curated record. Gene Ontology annotation, biological process: nervous system development; regulation of alternative mRNA splicing, via spliceosome. NCBI's taxonomy places the organism in Eukaryota, Metazoa, Chordata, Actinopteri, Centropomidae. Gene Ontology annotation, cellular component: cytoplasm; nucleus. Gene Ontology annotation, molecular function: mRNA binding. The transcript is spliced from 15 exons. The coding region runs from base 399 to 1565 and encodes 388 amino acids.